This is a messenger RNA of Camelina sativa (false flax), 1407 nucleotides long. RefSeq lists its product as uncharacterized. NCBI's taxonomy places the organism in Eukaryota, Viridiplantae, Streptophyta, Magnoliopsida, Brassicales, Brassicaceae. The record is from RefSeq and is a predicted model, not a curated record.
UUGGUUUUUUCCUUGUCCAAACAAAAAUCCAACAAAACCGUGUGAUCGAAUCAGUGAGUCACACACAUGUAGAAGACCAAUGCCGACUUCUUUAUGCAAAUCGUAGCGACUCACGUGGUAAACGCGUUGCCAUUUAUAUAAACUCCCAAAUUACAUAUAAUCUCAUUAUUUAGGACCCACGUUUGUGACUCCAUUAAUGGCGGUCUCGUGCUCCCUCAUUUCUUCAUGAUCUACACAGAGAUCUGAUUAUACUAUUCUCCAGACUCUCACACUCUCAUCUUCAUUUCUUCUAUAGUAGCUCUUCUCUGGGUUGGGUUGCAGGGGAGAAAAUGAUGGACAUAAUGAAUCUGAAACCUCCACAGAUCACUUUUUAUUGCUCGGCGUUUUCCGUCUUGCUCACAAUUCAUUUUACGAUACAGCUUGUAUCUCAGCAUCUCUUUCACUGGAAGAACCCUAAGGAACAGAAGGCUAUUCUCAUCAUUGUCCUUAUGGCUCCUAUCUACGCUGUUGUUUCCUUUAUUGGUUUGUUAGAACUCAAAGGAAGUGAAACCUUCUUCCUCUUUCUAGAAUCCAUCAAAGAAUGCUACGAAGCUCUCGUCAUCGCCAAAUUCUUGGCACUGAUGUAUAGCUAUCUAAACAUAUCUAUGAGCAAAAACAUUGUGCCUGAUGGAAUCAAAGGAAGAGAGAUUCACCAUUCUUUCCCAAUGACUCUUUUCCAGCCUCAUGUAGUCCGUUUGGAUCACCGCACUCUUAGACUUUUGAAAUACUGGACAUGGCAGUUUGUGGUCAUCCGACCCUUGUGCUCCACUUUGAUGAUAGCUUUGCAACUCAUUGGGUUUUAUCCUUCUUGGUUAAGCUGGUCAUUCACUAUCAUUGUCAAUUUCUCGGUUUCUCUGGCGUUGUAUUCCCUCGUGAUUUUCUACCAUGUGUUUGCUAAGGAGCUUGCUCCUCAUAACCCACUCGCAAAAUUCCUCUGCAUCAAAGGAAUUGUCUUCUUUGUCUUUUGGCAGGGAAUAGCACUAGACAUUCUGGUGGCAAUGGGAAUCAUCAAAUCUCACCAUUUCUGGUUGGAGGUGGAACAAAUCCAGGAAGCAAUUCAGAACGUGUUGGUAUGUCUUGAGAUGGUUGUAUUCGCCGUGGUUCAGAAGCAUGCUUAUCACGCUGGUCCUUACAGCGGCGAGACCAAGAAGAAACUCGAUAAAAAGACUGAAUGAUCGUGGAAAUCAACUGGUUUUUAUCAGCCAUUUUAAAAGCCAAUUCUUGGUGAUCUUUGUAUGUUAUGUUGAUGAUAAAGAAUCGAAGCUUUUUGCUUUACAACUUUUGGUUGUCAAUAUUGGGGAAGAGAAACAAUAAUGUUUGACAUUUAGAUGAUUUGAAAAGUAAUGUCAAAAGCACUAUAGAAGACUU